GGGACCGGGGCGGCCCCUCCGCCCCACGGGCAGCAACGGGGACAGCGCUCCCCGGGGCGCGGCCGGGCUUCCCGCUGGGAUGAGAAUUCCCUGGAAUGAUCCCACGAUGAGGAUGAUCGAGAGCGUGGACUCCGUGGUGACCAGGUCCAGCGAGGACCUGUGGGCUGAGAUCUGCUCCUGUCUGCCACAUCCCGAGCAGAAGGACGCCGGCGAUGCCUUCACAGACUCCUUCAUGGAUUCCUACGCCGAGGGCGGCGGAUCGGGCGGCUCUUCCCAACCUGCCCCGAAGCCCUGGGCACCCCUGAACGACUCCGAGGUGUAUUUAGCAUCCCUAGAGAGAAGACUGAUGAGGAUCAAAGGCCUGUCCCAGGAGGUGACCUCCAAGGACAUGCUGCGCACGCUGUCCCAGGCCAAGAAGGAAUGCUGGGACAGGUUCCUGCAGGAGAAGUUUGAGGCGGAAUGUUACGUCGAGGGCCAUGAUGCUGACGAGAGCACGCUGGAGCACCUGAAGCGCUGGCUGCAGCCUGACAAAGUGGCCAUCAGCUCCGAGGAGGUGCAGUGCCUCAUCCCGCCGGAAUCGCAGCCGGAGAAGCCGGAGGCCGAGGAGGAGCCUCUGGCUGCGGAGCAGUGAGAGCCCCCAGCCGUGCCCGGGGCUGCCUCUCAUCCCAGCCCCCUGGAAGAUGUACCCAGCCAUAGGAAUAGCAGGAAGGGGGGGCACAGAGCAAAUUAUCAGUAAUUGAAAAAGUAAUUUUUAAAAGAAAGAACCCCCAACACACCAAGUUCCAGCCCUGGAGCUCUGGAGACAGCGAUGGCACUGGUAGGGACGAGAGGGAAUGCCUGUGACACAGCUGAACGAAAACCUCACCAUCUUCUCCAGCCUGCAGCCACCUCAUCGUUCCAGCCUGGAUGUGGAUUGUUUGGAAUCCAUGAGGAGACACAUUAAACAACAACAACAAAAGCAGUUGUUGAGAAGCACCAGAAAACAUCACGGUCUAGAACAGGGCAGAGAAACCACUGAAUCUUCCUGUGUUUUACCUUUCCAUUGCUCAGUUGGGCAUUUUUUUCCUCUCCUGCCAAAUCCACUUUGGUGUUUUCUUCAGAUCUUCAGUUUCAGGCUGACUUGGCCCCAAGCUGUGCCAGGAAGAAGAUGGAUAUUUUUCACCUCUGUGAAUUUGGGACCCCAAAGCUCUCAUUUCAGUCAAUAAAUUGAUGGUGUCAUUGACAUUGUAGCUAUUUCACAUUCCUCUCUGUAAUGUACCCUCUAGUAUCCCACUUUAUUGCCCAAGCUCUCUAUAAUAGACUAUUGGGAGAGUAUUUUUCUUCUUGUUGGUCAUUUUGUACCUGUUCUUUAUUCCUUCAGCCUCUCCAGAAAAAGACCGGAUGAGAUUCUCUAUUGGGAAACCAAGAGGAGUAGCCAGGGACAAACAACUUCUUUCCAUCACAGAAUUACAUAGAAUUCUCUGACUUGAAACGUAUUUAGUAUUUAAUUGUUUUUUUCACCCUGAUUAACUCUUCAAAGGGUUAUUCCCUUUUACUAAUCCAAAAAUCUGUGAUUUUUGUGCUGUUUUUUGCUGAUCUGUGUGUUCUGCCUCAGCACCAACACUGGAGGUCGGUAGAGGGAAGCAGCACAAUCUGUCAGAGCUCCUUAGGGGAAAUUGUGGUUCUAGGAGUUAAUCCACCCUGGAUUCAUACCGUGUUUGUUUAUGUAUCUGUUUGAAAAUACUUUUUUAGGAGUAAAUUCUUGCUGGAGCUUCCCAGUUUCCUGUUUCUGUACCCAAAUCGAGGCGCUGCUCUCUCAGUCACUGUGUCACAACUCUGAGGUUGUUCCCACCAUCAGCUUUCCUGAUGUAAGUCCCAGCCCAGGCUCACCUCCCAAAAAAGUCACGCUCAGAAUUCUCCAUUAAAACAGUCCCUUGUGUUUUAAACCUUGAGAAAUGGGUGAAUCAUCUUGAGUGCCAGCGAUGCACAACUCACAAGCCUUGUGUCUUGCUGGUUUGGUCAUUAAAUAUCCCCUUUAAUUUAUCCUUUAACUGUCCUUUAUUAUAUUAAAUCUAUGUCCUUGUGCAGAUCUCCCUCACCUGAUGUAACAAAGCUGUGACAAAGAUGCAGAACUGAGAUGUUCCCAGAAAUGGUUUGUGCAGAGAGAGAAAGCAGCAAUUUCUCUGUCCCCAGCCUAUUUCCCAAUCAAUAAAAUUCUUCUUAUUGGUAG
This is a messenger RNA of Parus major (Great Tit), 2209 nucleotides long. RefSeq names its product coiled-coil domain containing 32 (gene CCDC32). Lineage: Eukaryota; Metazoa; Chordata; Aves; Passeriformes; Paridae. Gene Ontology annotation, biological process: cilium organization. The transcript has 4 exons. Bases 80 to 631 code for a protein of 183 amino acids. The record is from RefSeq and is a predicted model, not a curated record.